AUGGGCGUGUUCAACCGCAAGAGCAAGUCUGGCCCCGCAACAGACGAAGCUCCAACCACCAACCCUGCCGCAGAAAAGUCCAAUGGCGCCAAAGAUUCCACAAAUGCCUCGUCGGCCACCCCUGUGGACGAAGGAGUCCUUCCUCGCUACAAUCAUAAUGGUCACCUGGUAACAAGAGGCAUUCACCCGGAUGGGGAGAGUGGUCGCAGCGGAAUCCACCCGGUUCAUUGCUUAAAGAUAAUAUGGAAGUCGUCUUGCACAGUUUCGACCUGGGUCAACAUUCUGUGGCCUUUCGUCCCGGCCGCCAUUGCUCUCCACUUUGUACAUGGCGACCACCAUCUAUGGACCUUUGCCAUCAACUACAUCGCCAUGGUGCCCGCUGCCAAUCUGCUCGGUUUUGCUGGACAAGAGCUGGCGAGAAAACUACCCAAGGUUAUGGGCAUCCUCAUCGAGACAACUUUGGGAUCUGUGGUGGAGAUUGUCUUGUUCAUGGUCCUAAUUGCUAAAGACGAUGGAACUGGCGAGAUCGGGCCGCACAAUAAGAUCGUAGUGAUCCAAGCCGCCAUCCUCGGGUCCAUCCUUACCAACCUCCUCCUAUGUCUAGGAUCCUGUUUUCUAGUAGGCGGGCUGAUGCAUAAGGAACAGACAUUCCACGCGGUCAUCAGUGAAGCAGGAUCGGGAUUGCUCUUGGUUGCGGGUUUUGCACUCUUGAUCCCCAGCGCUUUCUACGCCUCCUUGAGUCGCAGCACCGUUCCUGACGGCGAAGAAGGAUAUACCACCUCAAGAUUGCGCAGUGACAUUCUCGACAUCAGCCACGGCGUUUCCGUCAUCCUCAUAAUUGCAUUUGCGGUCUACCUGCUUUACAAUUCACUUUCGCACGAUAACAUUUUUCAAGAAGUCCUCGAGGCCGACGAAGCGAAUGACAGAGACAGGCACAGAGACCUCAAAAAGCCAAAGUUGACCAUGACCGAGUGCAUCACGGUGAUUGCCUUGGCCUUGACGUUCAUUUCCCUCAUUGCAGUUUUCCUGGUGGAGGAGAUCGAGUUUGUCGUUGCGAAUGGAGUCCCAGACAACUUCUUGGGUCUGAUCCUCGUGCCGUUGGUGGAGAAGGCUGCGGAGCAUUUGACUGCCGUGGAUGAGGCAUAUGACAAUCAAAUCAACUUUGCUCUCUACCACUGUCUUGGGCCUUCCAUUCAGACCGCCCUGUUCAAUGCCCCUCUGGUCGUCAUUGUGGGCUGGGGUCUUGGUAAACCGAUGGAUCUGAACUUCGAGAUUUUUAUGGUCGUGCUCCUGGUCAUGUCAAUCUUGGUAGUUGGCAAUUUCCUCAGAGAUGGAUCUUCCAACUACCUUGAAGGCUCUCUGCUUGUGCUUGUGUAUGUUAUUGUUGCAGUCACCGCGUGGUAUUAUCCCAAUGCCGAGUUGACCACGUCCAAUGGAAGUUCGGGAGGGACGCAAAGUAGUGGUGGAGAAGGCACCGAAGCGCUGGUCAGUGUCGCAAAAAUGCUGAUGACUUGA
This is a messenger RNA of Fonsecaea multimorphosa CBS 102226, 1515 nucleotides long. RefSeq lists its product as uncharacterized. Gene Ontology annotation, cellular component: fungal-type vacuole membrane. Gene Ontology annotation, molecular function: calcium:proton antiporter activity. Gene Ontology annotation, biological process: calcium ion transmembrane transport; intracellular calcium ion homeostasis. Lineage: Eukaryota; Fungi; Ascomycota; Eurotiomycetes; Chaetothyriales; Herpotrichiellaceae. The coding region runs from base 1 to 1515 and encodes 504 amino acids. The transcript is spliced from 3 exons. The record is from RefSeq and is a predicted model, not a curated record.